CCCACAAAUAAUUUGAAUGUAAAUGAAUGUGAAGCAGUAUAUUUUACUUUGAUUAUUGUUUAUAAUUCUUUUGAGCUCAUUUUGUCUUUAUCGAGGCGAGUAUUUAGCGGCCUCUGAUUGGCCUCAUGUCGUAGCUCCUUUGGCCAGCGUUUCGAUUGGCUGAUUAUCGUUUCCCCCUGAUUUGAAAAUAUUUCCGUUAGCUUGUUUGGGUUUCCUGUUCGCCAUUGUUAAAGCGUGGCAGAUACAAUGUUGCUGAAUUCGACUUCAGGACGCCCUUUAAGACAAUAAAGGCUUCCUUUCUUGGAUUCUGUAGAGAACAUCGGUAAGAGAUUGAUACGUUUUCAUAUUUCAACUUUGGAGUCAACCCAUACUAUGUGGCUUUCGUCUCGUGGGUUAGCCGUUAGACGCUAGUCAAAACAUGGCCCAACGCGUGUCUGUCUCCGACCGUGGACGCAAGAAAACCACCCAAGUGAAGGUUGCGGUGCGUCUACGACCAUUUAUGGACAAACAAGACGAGCGAGACACGGGACCUUGUGUGAGAGGCCUGGACUCUCAGAACCUGGAGAUUGUAAACUGGAGGAAUGCAACAGAAACGCUAAAAUACCAUUUUGAUGUGUUCCAUGGAGAGAAAUCGACACAAGAGGAGGUCUUCCUGUCAUCCGUAAAGCCAAUUCUGCCCUACAUUACCAAGGGCCAGAAUGUUAGUGUCUUUGCCUACGGGCCAACAGGAGCCGGCAAGACGAACACUAUGGGCAGUUCAGCUCAGCCUGGCAUGAUUCCUCGUGCUGUUGGAGAAGUCUACAAUCUGGUCAGCGCUGAGGAUGAGGGUUGGGACUACUCCAUUGGAAUGUCGUAUUUAGAAAUUUACAAUGAGAAGGUGCUGGAUCUUAUGUCGUCAAACUCCCAGGACUUGCCCAUCCGGGAGGACAAAGACAAGAACAUCCUCAUACCGGGCCUCACGCACACAAUAAUCUCGUCCUUCUCGGACUUUGAACGGCAUUUUGUGCCGGCCAACCUCACUACCACGGCCUCCACCAAAGUCAACGAGCGCUCCAGUCGCAGCCACGCUGUCCUCCUCAUAAAGGUGGUGCGCACCGAGCACUGCCUCCCCCGCCGCCAACAAACGGGCAAACUCUACCUGGUGGACCUGGCUGGCUCAGAGGACAACCGGCGCACGGGCAACCGGGGCAUCCGCCUCAAAGAAAGCGGCGCCAUCAACCUGUCGCUCUUCACUCUUAGCAAAGUGGUGGACUCGCUCAAGUCGGGCGCCUCGGUGCGCGUGCCCUACAGGGACAGCAAGUUGACCCGCCUGCUCCAGGACUCGCUGGGCGGCUCGGCGCACUCGCUCAUGAUCGUCAACAUCGCCCCCGAGUACGAGCAUUGCUUCGAUACGGUCAGCGCGCUCAACUUUGCGGCCAAGUCCAAGCUCAUCGUCAACAGGCCCUUCACCCAAGAAACGAAACAGACCGGAUCUCGGUCUGCCGGGCGGCCUGGCACAGAGCCUCAGAAAAAGAAACAGAGGGUUGAGAAGAAAACUGAGCAGGAGGCCUCUACCUCGCCAUCGACUCAACUUUGCAGUCUGUCAGAACCGUCACUCGUAGAAAGGCUGCUUGCUCUGGAGAAGCGGGUGAUGUGCUACGAGAACCAAGACAGGGAGCAGAGAGACUCUGAGACAAAGGGCGUGCUCCUCGCUCAGCUGGCUAAGGCAAAGUCAGGUUCCGGUCAGGAGCCCAUCUUCAGGAGCAGCACGGCGCCUCUGCAAGAAAAACAGGCCAACGUCAUGAAAGGCAACUUGCAGCGAGCCGUGGUCCGACCGCUGCAGGAUCACCUGUGCCAGCCGCUUACCAUCAGGAGAAAAGUGGCCGUCACGCUUCCGCCUCGCGCUGAGCUUCCGGGCGCCAAAGAGAAUGCAAUGGUGAAUAGCUGGGAAGCCCAGCUGGACAAAUCGGUCGUGGACCAGGCCAGGCACAAGAUCCUCCAGAUCCUCAACACGGGCUCCCUUAAGGAGCUGAAAAGUCUGCAGCAGAUCGGCGACAAGAAGGCCAAACUCAUCCUGGGCUGGAGGGAGCUCCACGGCGUUUUCUCCAAGUUGGAAGAGCUCUCUCAAGUUGAGGGGAUGACAGAAAAAAGAUUUUCCACCUUCUUGAAGGCAAACCUUUUGAGUGAGAUGGGAAAGUAAUCACCUUCAUUUUUUUUAGGAGAAGGUUGGAUUGUAAUAUCCAUUAAUGUAUUGAAAUGUGACUCUGUAAAUAUUGUUUUGAAACUACUUGCAUUGCACCUGGAAGGCUUUUACCGCGCAUCCUUUUUUGAACAUAUUGCCUGCAGCCUUAUUUGAAAAUGACAUUUUUGCCUUUUUUCCCCCCUCCCAUCUCAGUUUGCCCCAAAAAGAAAUCGGAAGAGCUUCG
Messenger RNA from Syngnathus acus (greater pipefish), 2405 nucleotides. RefSeq names its product kinesin-like protein KIF22. NCBI's taxonomy places the organism in Eukaryota, Metazoa, Chordata, Actinopteri, Syngnathiformes, Syngnathidae. Gene Ontology annotation, biological process: DNA repair; microtubule-based movement. Gene Ontology annotation, molecular function: ATP binding; microtubule binding; ATP hydrolysis activity. Gene Ontology annotation, cellular component: microtubule; kinesin complex. The record is from RefSeq and is a predicted model, not a curated record.